Pseudonaja textilis is the source of this 1183-nucleotide messenger RNA. The record is from RefSeq and is a predicted model, not a curated record. NCBI's taxonomy places the organism in Eukaryota, Metazoa, Chordata, Lepidosauria, Squamata, Elapidae.
AAGAAGGAAGCCACGGAGGCCACGGACCCCGUGGGGAACAUCCAAGACAUGGAACUGAGAGAAGAAUGGCAGGAUGACGAAUUCCCACGGCCUUUGCCGGAGGAAACCUCCGAGGAAGAUCUAGAACCUUCCAGCUCGGAACUGAGUCCAAUCGCCUCCAACACCCUGGAACUCUCCGGCCGGAGACACAUGAGGAAGCGUCUCCAGGCCCCGGAUCUCAGCGAGGGCUCGGUCAAAUCGGGGGAGGUCCCCGAAAGCACCCCGGACGGCAGCUUGGACAUCAACCUGGAUGAGCUGGAGACGCCCUCGGAAAGCGAGUUCCAGGAGGGCCCAGAGAGCGGGCACGAAUUCGAAUGGGAAGAUGACCUCCCGCGGGCCAGGCGGGUGGAGGCCAACCUGCCCGAGAAAUUCUGCAGCGGCCGCGUGGUAGACACGAAGGGUCCCGACGGGCGGCUCUGGCGGAUCUUCCUGGGUGACGACCACGAACACAAAGUGGAUCUAAGCACCAUCGAGCCUUACACGAGGGUGAUCUCCCAUGGAGGUUACUGCGGGGAAGGUCUGAAUGCCGUUCUCGUCUUUGCUUCUUGUUACUUACCCGAAAGCAGCGUCCCCAAUUACCCCUACAUAAUGGAGAAUCUCUUCAGGUACAUAAUAGGAACCCUGGAGCUGAUGGUCGCCGAGAAUUACAUGCUGGUGUGUCUGAAUGGCGCCACUUCCCGGAGGCGGUUCCCACCUUUUACCUGGAUCAAGCAGUGCUAUCAGACGAUCGACCGACGGCUUCGGAAGAAUUUGAAAUCUUUGGUCAUCGUCCAUCCCACGUGGUACAUCAAAGCCCUGAUGACCGUGUUUAAGCCUUUUAUCAGUUCCAAAUUCAGCCAGAAAGUGAAGUUCGUAGACACCUUGGAUGAUCUGGGCCAAAUCGUCCCCCUUCAACAGAUGCACAUCCCAGCCUGUGUCCAGCAGCUACAUCCGCCCAGCAGCAACUCCUGAAGCCCUUCCGCUAGCCCAGACCGGCUGGAUGGCCUCUGGGGACCCUCCCGCCCUCUCAACGCUUCCCCUCUGUCUUGCUAUUCUUUUUUCCAAUGGAUACAAAAAACCAGUCUCGCUGCCCUCGCCUCCCCAGAGUUAUGGGCCGCCUCCCUAUCCUCCUGCCCAUGGUGCACCGCCCACCCCACCCUGGGAA